Porites lobata is the source of this 3743-nucleotide messenger RNA. The record is from the annotation of a GenBank genome assembly. NCBI's taxonomy places the organism in Eukaryota, Metazoa, Cnidaria, Anthozoa, Scleractinia, Poritidae.
AUGAACAAAGCACUUCUAACAGUUCUAGUGGUGGCAAUAGUAGCUGGUGUAUUUGUAGAGCAAAGCAACGCUCUACUACGGGCCGGGAGGGACCGGAUCGAGAAGUUUCAACGUGGGCUGAACUCAUACAAACAACAGGAGGCGGAAAUGAACCCACCUAUGGCAGUUUAUUACAGGAGAAGUAAGAACACUUUUAAAAGUUAGAUACAGUAAAAACCCGCGACUAAGAACCGGUUAGGUUAAAAUUUACCAGUUAGGCCCCCUCCAUACAAUAACCUGUUUAGCCCAAGAUUUGAAACAGGUUCUUAUUUUUCUAAAAUCUAUAUUAAAAAAUUCUGUACAUUUGGGCAAAUAAGAUAAGUCCUGACAUUCAGGGUCAUCUUUUGAGACAUAGUUGCCUUAUUAUUCCCACUGCAAUUGUGAUGGUUAAUAGUCAGGUUUUACCUAAGGAAUGAGCUGAAUACCCCUAAAUACUCUUAGCUGCAAUGUAUUUUUUCUUCACAAAAUAAGAACCUAUUUAAGAACCUAAAUAGCCUCAAUUUGUGCUAAUUACCAUGUAUGUCUUGUAUGUAAGAACCUGUUUAGGCUAACUUGGAAAAAUGCAGGUUCUUAGUCGCGGGUUUUUAGUGUAUUAGACUUUUUACCCUUUCCGGGCACCUCGUUAUCACGGACAGUUUGCUUUGUCUUUAGCGACAGCCCUUUCUUACAUUUUCUCUAAAUUCAACCCGCUUAAUACAGACACCGCGUUAAUAAGGACACUUUCUAUGGCCCCCUUAGUGUCAGUUGUAACGGGGUUUGACUGUAAAAGAUCUUUUUUUGUUGUUACGGAGCGCUACGUAGGACAUGAUAGAACAUAAAAGAACAAUACGUAGAACAUGACAGGAGAAAAGUCAUGGGUUCACUUUCUGAUCUCUGGGUUACCAUCUCAUUCAAACCCUUGACUGAAUUUUUUUUCUAGGCUAUUUGUUUAAAUAUUGAACGAGUUUUGAUAAUUUAAAUAUCGAGGAUAACUUUUUCACGGAGUGGGACUACUCUCUUAUCCAACGAGGAUAAAGAAUUCCAAAAGAAACUUUAACUCUUUGAUAAAUCUGCAUUCUUCCCAGGAGGAUUUAGGGGAGAGUAGCAAUGCUCCAGAAUUUUUUUUCUAGCCCAGUUGUAUGAAUAUUGAACGAGUUCAGAUAGUUAAAAUAUCGAGGAUAACUUUUUAACGGAGUGGGACUACUCUCUCACCCAACAACGAUAAAAUUUUAAAAGAAACUUUAACUCUUUGAUAAAUCUUCAUUCUUCCCAGGAGAAUUUAGGGGAGAGUAGCAAUGCCCCAGAGUGGUUCUUGGGAAACGCCAGGCUUAGACGAAGACUUCUGGUAUCUAAUUAAGAGACCGAGAUACCGGUAGAAUCCCGAUUUUUAGAAUCUUCUGAUUAAAAACAAUUAAAGUAGUUCCCAUUUUCAGGAGGUCCGAGAAACCGAACUUUGACUCUAUUCUUUACGAACACGCUCUACAGAAACCGGGUUAAGCUCGUUAAAGCUUGGGGGAAUUUAUCGUAAAGUUUGUCAAAAAAGAAACACUUUUUAUUUCGCUUUCUUUUCAGACAAGAUCGAAAGAUCCGAAGAGUAAAGAAUUUGAAAGAAGAUCGGAACACAAUGUUACACAUAUUUGAAAAUCAUUCGUAGGUGUGGUCAACUCAAUAGUAUGGUACAACUGUCACUUAGUGGAGCUAAAACUCUGAUACACUUGUAAUAUAGCGAAAAAAGCAGAAUAAAAUUUAUUGAGUCGCUGAGUCGCCAUCAUAUGUAUUAUGCUCGUUUUCCUUCCUUCGCUUCCCCAGUUUUCAAGGGUUCCCAAUAGGGCUCAUAUUAACCCCUUCCUUCCUAACCAAAUUUUCGCUCAAUCAGGUAAUUCCGAGGGUAAUUGGCUGUUUUUAUACAAAGGACGCAUUAUCCGUCUGGACGAACUUGGACAAACAUUUUGUAGUUCGUCUGGUUCUACGUCUCAAGCAUAAAGACGGGCACAAGACGCAUUACGCGUCCAGAUAAACUACCUUUCGAAGCGCGUCGUUCAAGACGUAUUACGAGGGAAAGUUCGUCCAGGCGCCUGAGCGGGGUACAUUGCUUAAUGUAUCACGAUCGGGAUACAUUUCAUUUUAGUCAAAGCCACAUGACCAAGAAUCAACCAGUGGCAGUCCCUGUUUAGUUGAGUGAAAGUUUAGGAAUAUAACAACAGAUAAUAUACCUAAUGAGCUAUUGCAUUCUGCUUUUUGAAGUCACAGAAAUAGUACAAAUCGAAGGUUUUUUUUCCUCCCGCUUUUUUUGUUGAACCUUUUCUCCAGCACUAUGCAGGUAUACCUUGUUUUAUAUGACAUAAAACUAAAUGCCUUGGUAGAGACAUAAUGUUUUACUUAUCGAAGCUACUUUCGUGCUGUUAUCGCAGAUGAAGUCGGUCCAAACUGCUCGUUUCGCAGCUAAAAAUCUUUAAGGUUUGUUCAGCUUAUGGCCGAAUAAGAUAUUACACUGGGCUUGAAAGCGGAUUUUAAUGCCACUGCUCUUCAUUUAUACCUUUGUUCAUGACUUCAAUAUUAGCCAAAUUAACAAGCUCAAGGAGAAAACGAAUGCUCGCAAGGAAUUGUAGCUAAGAAAAUGUCGUUUUUAGCUCUCUUCAAUCUCAGCAAGAUGUGGAUAUUUGUGAAAUAACUCAGUGCCAUUAAUUAAAUUACUCUCAGGAACUCAAUUCACCCAUUUAUGCAGUUGGGGGGAAACGAAGACAGGUAAACAGAUUAUCUUCUUUGUGGUCACCGUGAGUUUGCUCUAUUGUUAAUGUGAGCUAUAAAUCAUUUCAGACGUCGCAAUUUCUUCCUCAUCUAAAGACAUAAUAAAUUAAAGUGAUUAGCAACCAGAGAAAGCUUGCCGAGAGUAAUUUUUAGCGAUAAGACUUUCUCAGCCAAACCGCCUAAAUACUAAAUGAACAUUACACAGUAUUUCAGGCAAUCGGGGUGUACUUACUUAGCGAAAAAAUUCCGGAGAAUGAUGAUCAAUUUUACCGACUAAUUUUAUUCAAAUACGCGGCCAGAUCACAGCCCUUAGCGCAGUUUUAUUAAACUUCUUAAGAGUUACGUCUUUCAAUUUGAAACUGUCGGCGACGUUUCAAACUUAUACAUGAGAACUAAGAAAUAUCAAUUUUUUCACGAAUUUCUUGUUUUACUCUUAAUUUUACCGGAUAAAUUUUUGAUUAAGGAAGCUGAAAAGUUAUUGACUUGAUGUGAUAUUUCAGAUUAUUUUUCAAAUUCACGAAAGCUGAAGGUUAGAAACUCUGAAUUCUCUCUUUACACUUCCAAGGAAAAGAAAAAUAAUGGCCUGAAAUUUUUACAUUGGCUGAAAUUAACAGCUGUUUUUGACGCAUUAAUGUUAAAUGACUGUAAAAUAUAAAUCUUAUCGUUAUCAAUGUGUUAUAUCAUUUGCAUGAAUCUUGCCAGUUAAUUUCCUGAGCCAAUGAACAUGCAAUUUACUAUUAAUACUUCCCUUAUACAAUGAAAUACGAUUUCUCUCCUUCAUUAUGCUUCAACAAUUAGUAUUAUUAAUAUUACUACUGACGAUUACUAUUGUUAUUAUCAUUAUAUUUUUUAUGAGACAUUCUUUUUAAAUUUGUAACUAUAACUCCAACCUUGAUGAUAGUUAUAAGUAAACAGUUGCCUCUGUCGGUUUUAUUUUAUUUAUUUUUUUUCAGAAAAAGACUGAAGAUAAAUGUUAA